AUGCAUCAGUCCAGCCUCCUUUGGCUUUCUGGCUUUGUGCUAGCAAGUCUCAGCGAUGGCCAAGGUCUGAUGCCGCCAAUGCUCACUGUUCGACAGACGAAUCCAUGCCCGAUCUCGUGCACUCAAGUGGGUUUCAAGCCAUCCGAUUGGACUUGGAUACACCGCACAACCGAUCUUGUGCGGUGUAACAGCUCGCUAAUCUUCGAUAUGAACGUUCAAAACUUUCUGAGCAGUGACAUCAAGUCGGAUAAUGUCAUGCGAGUAUGUACUCUGGACGAUCGAUCUACGAUGACGAAAUUCGCAGAAAAGCCUCAGGACAGCGCACACGACAGCAAGGAUCCUGACCACAAUCUCGGCAAAGACAAGGCAACUGUACGCUUGAGCAUACCACAGAAAGCUGGGUCUGUCGGCUCUGAGGAUGUUUCUGCUGCGGCAAAUGAGUUGUCUUCAUUCCUCAAGAAUGAAGCACGCUGCGGAUACACCAUUAUGUUUGCCAAGACGGGAAGUGCUAUUGUUGGUAUCUACGCCGGGUCAGAAAUCCAGAAAGACAGCGCAGCCAGACUUAUGCGAACUUUCUCUGAACAUGCACGAGGAGACGGCACUCGCGCUCUUCAAGUCUGCGAUUCGGUGCACAAUGGCUCCAAGUCGUUCGGUGCAUUUGCGACCCAUAUUGACGAUCUCCCAACCGUUCAAAGUGCCGUCAAAGGCUGGACCAACGCCAAUUGUUUGCAAGAGACCGGCGGAAGUGAACAAAGUCUGGAUGGCAUCGAAGUCAGUUUCCUUGUCUCGCUAGAUGUGGUUGCUACCGCCAGUGGCUCUAGCAGAAACUCCUCGAAAGUUCAUGCCAGACAUGUUCAUCACCAUAAAGCUCGCGGCACCUGUUCGUAUCUUCAAGUUCGCUGGGGUGAUAGCUGCCCGUCUCUUGAGAGCAUAUGCGGUAUUUCUGCGAAUGACUUCACCAAUUACAACCCCAAACCUAAUCUCUGUACAACUCUUGCAGUGGGUCAAUUUGUCUGCUGUUCAUCAGGGACGCUGCCGGAUCCAACACCCCAGCAGCAAGCCAACGGGAGCUGCUAUACCUACCAGGUUCAGAUCGGGGAGGGUUGCUUUGCGAUUGCUGAGUCUCAUUAUAUCACCCAGGACGACAUUGAAUCAUACAACGGGAACGCUUGGGGAUGGGCAGGGUGCGGCCAGCUUCAGCCCGAUCAGAGUAUUUGUCUGAGCAAGGGGGCACCACCAUUCCCUGCACCAAUCUCAAAUGCGGUUUGUGGUCCACAGGUCCCAGGAACCCAAGCACCCAGCGCAGGCACAAAUAUCUCCAUGAUGAACCUAUGCCCGCUUAAUGCAUGUUGCGACGCCUGGGGCAUGUGUGGUACAACCAGCGAGUUCUGUACUCCAAGUCUGGCAUCCACUGGCGCUCCGGGAAGCCAUAAGCCCCUUACCAACGGCUGCAUCUCAAAUUGCGGCACUGACAUUGUGAACAACGACAACCCCCCGGUGAAUCCUCUCUUCCGUAUUGGUUACUUCGAGGGCUACAACUUCAAUCGCCCUUGCCUCAACAUGGAUGUGACACAGAUCAACGUCAACUAUUGGAGCAGCAUACAUUUCGCCUUUGGCAUCAUUUCUCAGAGUUUCGAGAUUUCCAUUGACGAUUUGAGCAAGGAUCAAUUUGACAAAUUUUUGAAGCUUGGAACUGUGCAGAAAAUCCUUUCAUUUGGCGGCUGGGACUUUUCCACAAACCCUGCAACCUACAUGAUCUUCCGAGAGGGCACGAAACCAGCGAACCGGCAGACUUUUGCAAACAACGUUUAUCCUGGCGAGCCGGACAUUGUUGGCAUCCCUCAGGGAAGCAAAGAUGAGGGAGACAACUAUCUCGAAUUCCUUCGCUUGGUCCGGACUGGUCUAGGGACUUCGAAGAGCAUUUUCGUUGCCCUUCCAGCCUCGUACUGGUAUCUGAAGCAAUUCCCAGUUGACGAAAUGCAACAUGUCGUGGACUACUUUAUCUACAUGACAUACGACCUUCACGGACAAUGGGACUUCAAUAAUGCAAAUGCCGACGAAGGCUGCCCUGGAGGCAACUGCCUGAGAUCGGACAUCAAUAUGACAGCAACAGUGAACGCCCUCUCGAUGUUGACCAAAGCUGGUGUUUCUUCUACGAAGAUUACACUCGGCGUGACAAGCUAUGGGCGCAGCUUUCGCAUGUCGGACCCAUCAUGCUGGGGCCCCGAUUGCACUUACACUGGCGGCUAUGAUGUCUCUAACGCCCGUGAAGGAGUUUGCACAACGACUGCUGGGUUCCUUGCAAAUGCGGAGAUCAAAGAAAUCAUUCAGGGUGGCUCUGAUCAGUGGCCAAUUUUCGAGACCUACUACGAUGACGUGUCCCGGAAUAAUAUCUUGAUUUACGGCGACAGUAGCGGCGCGGACUGGGUCUCAUGGAUGAAUUCUUCAACCUGGAGCCAUCGUCUUCUGUACGCUAUCAAGCAGAAUAUGGGAGGUUCUGUGGACUGGGCUAUUGACCUCGAAGACUACCAGCCCUGGUUGGACGGCAAUACCGGCCCUGGAGAUGUCAUCGAAGCCGACACUGAUUCAAGGUGUGCUCCCGCGAAGCGGCCCAGCACUAUGGAUGACUUGGUGAACUCAUUGGAUUCCAUCGAGUCCAUUUGCUGGAACAUUUAUGCCAUGGACAUCCUCCACGACACGCUCGAUUCAGCUUUGGAUGCUUACACCACUGCUUCAGAAGGGUAUGACGACAAAUUCGACUACUACGUGAAGUGGGUCAAGGAAAGUAUCUCCCCAAGCCUGAAGAACUAUUUGGCUUUUGACAAUGGGCCUGGCAACAAAUACUUUGACUGCACAUGGGAAGUCCAGGGUAGAACACACCCCAAGGCUCCAUGUCCCGGCCCGAACGCCUAUUGGAACGAGGUGGAUGAGACCUGGACGGUCACAUAUGAACUCAAGGACGCCGAUGGUUUUUAUGCGGCAGUUGAGACUGAUCUUGGGAUCUCUAAGGAUUGGAUUAAAUUCGGUGAAUCCCAUGAACUUGAUAGCUGCGCUCCCGACAACAGUGGUCUUCCCGGCGGCAAGAAGCCCUGCAGGAAAAUUUACUUCAAGCGCAAGAACUUCCCCGUCCAAUCAGACAACGUCGAUGUGGCCAAUCCAAAGAACGUCAUCCAGAGCGCCAGCACCAACAUCACUGAGCUGCAGCUCACCAUGCUAGGAGGGUAUGCUUUGCUCGCAAUGCGCAGCUACGAUCCGAGCGGCGACAGCAACGACGUGUUAACAGCCUCUGCGAUGCCAGUCUUCAUGGUACAAGAAGCUGUCAAGUCCAUGGCAAGAAUCAAGGAUAUUGGCGCGCAAGCUAAAGCACAAGCGAAAAAGGACUUGAUUUUGGAAAUCCUCAACAUUGUUCUCUUGGUUAUUCCCGUCGUUGGAGAGGCCGCUGGCGCAUUGUUCGGUGGCGCUGCAAUGAUAGCACGCAUUGCAACACUGAUUGGUGAAGCUGGCAAUGCGGCUAUGGGUAUUGAGAGCAUAGUUCAAGAUCCGCUCUCAGCACCCUUUGUCAUCAUGGGUUAUCUGGUGGGCACAGGAGGAAGUUCGGCGAAGAGUGAAAGUGAGCUUUGGGGCUCCGCUGCCAAAGCACGCUCGGCCAUGAAGGCUGCAGAUCUUCGGAAGUUCUCUGCGGACUUCCAACACAGUGACAGUCUUGUUCAGGCAAUUGUCAGCAAGUGCGUCAAAAAGUAA
Penicillium canariense is the source of this 3741-nucleotide messenger RNA. RefSeq lists its product as uncharacterized. Gene Ontology annotation, biological process: carbohydrate metabolic process. Lineage: Eukaryota; Fungi; Ascomycota; Eurotiomycetes; Eurotiales; Aspergillaceae. The record is from RefSeq and is a predicted model, not a curated record. Gene Ontology annotation, molecular function: chitin binding. Bases 1 to 3741 code for a protein of 1246 amino acids. The transcript has 4 exons.